CAUAGUUUUUCCACUAAUCUCCAAAAUCACCUCCUCACUGUGCCCUAACACUCUUCCCCUCUCUUCUCUCUCUCUCUCUCUCUCUCUCUCUCUCUCUCUCUCUCGCUAAGCUCAGCAAAACCCCAUUCAACUAAAGACUGAAGAUUGUGCUUAACGAAAUUUUCGAUCUUUUUUACACCAAUGGUAGCAAGAUCGAAUUUUUGGGUAUGGCGGGCACUGUGGAUGCUGCUGGAGAUCCGAUCCCAACAUCGGCGGUGCUGAUGGCGUCGUCUAAGCACAUAGCGUUCAAAUGCCAAGCAGAGAACGUGGAAUUCAUCAAGUGCAAGAAGAAGGACCCUAACCCCGAGAAAUGCCUCGAAAAAGGCAAACAAGUCACUCGCUGCGUCCUUGGCCUGUUGAGAGAUCUUCAUCAGAGGUGCACAAAAGAGAUGGAUGCUUAUGUUGGAUGCAUGUAUUACAACACAAAUGAGUUUGAUUUAUGUCGCAAAGAGCAGCAAGCAUUUGAGAAAGCAUGCCCUUUGGACUAAAAUCAUUACAUUUAAUCCCAUGGUUAAAUAAUACGGGAGCUUUCCGAUGAGCAAAGCACUGAUGUUGCAAAUACUUUGAAUGUAGUUUGAAUGCAAUUUGUUUCUUGAAAUGAUUUGUCAAUCUCUUUGUAUGUUCAGAUUUUUAAUGGGAAAUGCUUCUAUGCAUGACAACCUUUUGCA
Messenger RNA from Ziziphus jujuba (common jujube), 707 nucleotides. RefSeq names its product NADH dehydrogenase [ubiquinone] 1 alpha subcomplex subunit 8-B. The record is from RefSeq and is a predicted model, not a curated record. The coding region runs from base 207 to 527 and encodes 106 amino acids. Lineage: Eukaryota; Viridiplantae; Streptophyta; Magnoliopsida; Rosales; Rhamnaceae. The transcript has 3 exons. Gene Ontology annotation, biological process: mitochondrial electron transport, NADH to ubiquinone.